AUGUCAAGAAAGUUUUGCAUACUUGACACUUGUAACAUUGACAUAUCAUUUUUAUGUGAGAUUCAACAAGCUCAGAAAUUCUUCAUGGAGUCUAAUGAGCCCAGUGAUACAAGAAAUAUAUGGAAAGCUGUGUACACUGCAGUGUGGUUAGCUGCUGUGUCGCUUUUCAUGGAGUUGCUGGGUUUCUCUAACCAGAACUGGCUCACUGCUGGGGCUCUUGGGACAGUUUUGCUGAUCCUUGCUGGCUGUGAGGCACUACUGAGUUUUCAUUUCUCUAGUGCAAUGAUUCAUGCAACUCGGCCCUUUGUUGUGAAUGAGUGGAUUCAAACAAAGAUGGAAGGCUAUGAAUUUUCUGCAUCUGGGUUUGUGGUCGCCAACAAUUCCAUUAACUUUCUGUAUGAUAUUUCCUUUGUAAUAAAGUGGCUGACCGUUCUCUUUGCACAGAAUAUCGUUGCUCAUAUGUCUAAAGUCUUGGCUAAGAAUCCUCAAGUUGAGCAGUGGAGGUUGCAUAGAAGAGUGUUUUUGGAUAAUAUCAAUCCUGAAAACCAGGCUCUUCUGGUUAGUGCUUCUUCUUACAACGGGAUAGUUCCUUAUCUCAUCUCUUACUCUAUUUGUGUCCCAUUGCAGAUAGUAAGAGAUUCUAUCUAUAAACGCGGUGGAAUGGCAUCCAACCAUCCUUUGCUACUAAUUGAACCUUCUUACAGAAUCAAUGUUGAAGAUAAAGCAAAAUCUCAAGCUCAUUCUGGACGAGGAGUUGGAGACCAAGAAAAUAAGGCUGCAUCAAGGUCUACAUCUGACAUCAAAACGGGAGGUAGCCCAAGUCAGACCCCAAGGCCAAAGAAACACCUAAAUCUGAAACUAAGGUGUAUGCCAGAAUUGGUGACACCAAAUUCCAAUGCGAAGGACCACACACAUGCUGCAACAGCAUCAACCUCUGAUAUCAGGGUAGUUUAUAGAAUGCCAGUGAAAUCAUCACCUAAUUCUGUUCCCAAGAUGCCAAACUUUGCAGAAGCAUCAAAUUCUGAAUCCAAAGCAGCAGGCUCAGUUUCCAAUAACGUGUACAAAACAAAAAGAUUUUCUUUAACAGAAGCUGGUACUGAGAAAGCAAGUGGAGUGCAGCCAUCUUCCCAAUUGAAACAGGGAGCUGAGAGAAUCAAUCACUCAGCCGGCUCAAAGAGAACCAUUCCCAUCCCAUUCAACUCCAGAAGAGGCAAUGGAAAUGGCUGCUGCGGGCAGAAAUGGAACUGUAUAUCUCCAACUGGUGAGAAGGAUGGGAAAGAUGAUCAAAGUCCAUCCCCGCCUAGUUCUACAUCCGCCGACCAGUGA
Messenger RNA from Hevea brasiliensis (rubber tree), 1326 nucleotides. Its product is annotated as mechanosensitive ion channel protein 2, chloroplastic-like. Lineage: Eukaryota; Viridiplantae; Streptophyta; Magnoliopsida; Malpighiales; Euphorbiaceae. The transcript has 9 exons. The record is from RefSeq and is a predicted model, not a curated record. The coding region runs from base 1 to 1326 and encodes 441 amino acids.